Molecule: messenger RNA, 728 nt
Organism: Blepharisma stoltei
Lineage: Eukaryota; Ciliophora; Heterotrichea; Heterotrichida; Blepharismidae
Source: the annotation of a GenBank genome assembly
AUGAUCGUGCAUUUCCUCUUACCCCUCUUAUUUUCCUUGGUUCUCUCUCAGACUACAAAAAUCCUCACCUUAGAAAAUUCCAUAUUCACCUUUUCUCGAGAACUCAUCGGAAUCGGCUUUAUUAAGCAGCUCCACACACAAAUAAUAAUGAAAAACCCUACUGAAAAAGCCUCAAUUACCUUAACUGAGUUUAUCCCUUAUAAAUGGUGGAUUGAUAAAGAAGAUAUCCCAAAGUCCUUGAAUCCAGAAUUUAAUUCUUUAAUAGACACUGAAAGCCCAUCAUCUGACUCAACAAACCAUACAUUUACAAUUAACAUUGAAUUUUAUGGGAAAUAUGAAUUUUCAUACCCAAUCCAUAUGAGAUAUGAUGACCCUAGCUAUGAUGUUCUUUAUAAAACGAUCAGUCUUCCAGGUCCUCAAAUACAAUAUAACCAAGGCCAAGUUUUUAUGCCUAUUAUAAAUAAAUUCUUCUCUAAUAGACAUUUUAUUUUCUACUUUUAAACUUUAUAUUUACAGAAAUUGUUUACCAUCAAUAUUAAAGUCAUAAUUCUGGCAAGUAAAUCACCGUACAUCAGCAUACAGUAAAUGGCGAAUUCCAGGCACAAGUCCCAGUAGGCCAAAUCAAGCACAUCCCAAUUGUGGUUAUGGGGACUAUCCUAUUCGAGCUUAUAGUCGUCUGCGCUAUAAUUUUCGCUGCCAACAAAUUUACCCAUCAUAUAUCUAAAUAA